AUGUCGCAAAAACCACGAAAGCUCCAGCGCGUCUCCAAGGCCUGCGACUUCUGCAAUCGGCGCAGCAUUAAAUGCACCCAAGGCGAGGACCAGCUAGGCCGAUGUCAGAACUGUGCUGACUUUGAUGUCGCUUGUACUUUUGAUCGCCCGGCUAAACGCCGUGGCGUUAAGGCUGGUACCAGGGUGACUGCGCGAGAGUCAUCAGUCACCACAGCUACGCCUGACAGUAUCCCCACUGCUCGAGUCACAGCUCCUGAUAGAGCCUCACGAUCUUCGGUCUCCAGGAGCUCAACUUAUCCCGAGUCGGGUCACCGUCCUUCCCUGACCGGGGAUCCUUGGUCUUCCUUCAAUUCGGGAUGGUCGACGGCAGAGGGAUAUGACGACGAUGGAGCGUUGCGCAAUUCAUGGAAAGCAUUCGCUAUCGCGAGUGACAGACAAAUUCGAAAUCUUGUCCAAGUAUAUUUCGAAAUUGUCUAUCCAAUCUUCCCAUUAUUUCACAAGCAAUCAUUUAUCGCAAGCAUCAACAACAAAGAGCAUCUCUCAAACCAAGGACUAUUUGCAUCGACAAUGGCAGUCUGCUCAUUAGUAUCAGGCCGCGCCCGCGACGGCGCAUUGUACAAUAACAGGUGGCAUCGAGAAGAACUUCUAGAACCGCCCUCUGAAGCAUUCUAUGCAGCAGCUAAAGACGCCCUACCCCGAGAUCUUGCAGCUGCGAAAGGGAUGAACUAUAUGCGAGCAUGUGCGAUCUUAGCGAUUGCCAGCAUUCAAAAUGGCCAGAUAAAGAACAUGCAGAAAUACUCCGGCAUUUAUCAUACAUUGACUAGCAUGGAAGGGUUUCACGACGAGAAGCUCUGGCCUAAGGACAUAAGCCCCAUCGAGACCGAAGAACGUCGAAGACUGACCCAACGGGUGGCUCACGCCCCCCCUGUGUCUUGGCUGCAUGGUUGGAAUUUCACAACUGAUUUGUACCGUAUUCUUGAGCACGUUGUGGAUGGCACUCGGCGCCGCUUUUCAUCGGCCAAUGGAACCCAAGAAGUCUGGUCUCUGUUUAGCCCUGCGAACAUGUCCGAGCCAGCCGUUAUGGAGCGAGUACUUUCGAUGUACGCUGCUCUCCCCCCACAAUUUAGAGAAACACCGCCCACCACUGGUGAUAUCGGCAAGGAUCUUUUUGGAUUUCAAUCUGCCAAUAUUCAGGCAACGCUGCAGCUUCUCCGGAUGGUCCUGCUGUCUGCGGAAGAAAUUGGCGUGGACCGGAAAUGUGACGUGGCGGGUGAGCUACUCAGCGUCUUUUCCAAGGUUCCUGUGGAAUAUCUGAAAGCCAUCAGCUCCCCCCCUGUCAUGGAAGGCAGUCUAUCUGACGCAUCUUACCAACGAGUUCGCACAUUACUACUUGAGAUGGCCGACCUUCUCCAUCGCCUCGAAACCGGUCUUCACCGUGCAGCGGGUGCUAGCGAACGCUUAAGAUCGCAAGUGGAUCGCAUAGACGGAUACAUGCGCAAUUCCCGCCUAGUCAAUCUUCCAGUUGCCCCUCCGCCUCCAAAUGGCAGUGCCAUCCUGAUGAAUAGUAUCAAAAACGAACCGGCUGUUCCACCUGCGCCGUAUGCCCCCAAUGGGCCACCCCAUGCUGUCAGGUCAGCAUCGGCUAUUGGAGACCCGAUGUUACAAUUUCAGCUUCCGCCGGAAUUGUUGUCGAACUGGCCGUGGCCGUUGGAUAAUUCGCAUUCUGAGGGGUUCUUGCCAUUGGCAUUUGAGUGA
This is a messenger RNA of Penicillium manginii, 1755 nucleotides long. RefSeq lists its product as uncharacterized. The transcript has 6 exons. Gene Ontology annotation, molecular function: zinc ion binding; DNA-binding transcription factor activity, RNA polymerase II-specific; DNA binding. NCBI's taxonomy places the organism in Eukaryota, Fungi, Ascomycota, Eurotiomycetes, Eurotiales, Aspergillaceae. Gene Ontology annotation, biological process: DNA-templated transcription; regulation of DNA-templated transcription. The record is from RefSeq and is a predicted model, not a curated record. The coding region runs from base 1 to 1755 and encodes 584 amino acids.